Leishmania braziliensis MHOM/BR/75/M2904 is the source of this 732-nucleotide messenger RNA. RefSeq lists its product as hypothetical. The transcript has a single exon. The coding region runs from base 1 to 732 and encodes 243 amino acids. Lineage: Eukaryota; Euglenozoa; Kinetoplastea; Trypanosomatida; Trypanosomatidae. The record is from RefSeq and is a predicted model, not a curated record.
AUGUCUCGUGCGGCAAACAGGAUUAGCGGCAGUAUGGCUUGCCAGACGGUGGUCAACCACGGCUACUACCUGAAGCCCAUGACCGGCAACCCGUACCUGUUCACCCAACACGAUGGCGUCACGACGGCCUACCAGCAGGGCUUCUCCCCCAAGGAUGUCCACUGGCUGUAUCGCUUCCGCUACAACUUGUUACCGCAGGGUAUGUCGGGAGGCUUCUUCACCCGCAACCCCUACGGUCGCUACGUGCACUGGCUGGAGGUGAGCACGAUCGAGAAGAUGCGCCUGCAGAUGUUGUCGUUUGAAUCCGUUCCGUGUUCCGUCGUGAGCAUCUUUGUCGUGCUCUUCACCGCGUGGCACUUGUACCGCCUCGCCUUUCUGCAUCCCGACAUCACCCUCUACAAUUUGGGUCUGUGGCCCACCAAGCCGUGGCUGCAGCAGCAGCGCUUCAACAAGAAGAAAGAGCUCGAUCAAGAGGUGUACCGCUGGGUGUACCGCGUUCCGGAGCUCAUGAUGAACGACCCGAUCCGUGACAUGUACAAGAUGGGCAUCGCCGCCAACGAUCCGGUUCUCGCAAUAGCCAAGGAGCAGGGGGUGGCAAACGAGCUGACCAUGGACCAUGACCAGUACACGUCGACGUCGCCGGACAUUCGCCGCGUCAUCGCCAAGGCCCGCAAGGAAGUUGACCACAGCUCAGAAACGAGUUCGGCGAUGAACUCCAUGAUCGGCGUGUAG